Messenger RNA from Psylliodes chrysocephalus, 9752 nucleotides. The record is from the annotation of a GenBank genome assembly. NCBI's taxonomy places the organism in Eukaryota, Metazoa, Arthropoda, Insecta, Coleoptera, Chrysomelidae.
UGUUAUUUUUUAAUAAUAACGGUUAGGCAGCCGUUUAAAAAAAUCGCCAUUUUUUUUUAAUAAUAUUUCACAUUAAACCGACCUUCAUCUCUUACCAAUAUACAGACUCGAAUUACGGACACCCUGUACAUGUUGUAGGUUUCUUAACUUUAAACGGCACACUCCGUAUAUAAUACAGCAGCAUUCGUUAAAAAAAUAAUUUUCAUUGAUAUAUACAUAGAUAUCCUCUUGACCUUUUUAAAUACAUUUAAAGCGGCACAAUUUAUAACCGCUUUUCUGUUAAUAAUUAAGCCAUUCGCGUUAAAGAGGUCAAGAUCCAUAAAAAACAAAUUUAAAACAUUCUAUACCGAGAAACACUAACAAAGAAAAAUAAAUCAUAAUUAAAAUAUGUGACGGGAAGGCCAGCAAGUGAAAAGUUAAGUGAUGUCUUCUUUUGGCGAUGGCCUCAUUUGUGAGCCCAGGGGUAGAAGGAGAAAGUAUAGAAUAAAUCGGAUAAGCAAAAGUAUGGAUGAUGGUAAUAGUAGGCAAUGGAUGGUUUUGUUGUCAGUAACUAGGUUGGAAGAUAUAUCAGAAAACGAAGCUUCAUCACCAUCGCCCUUGGCUGGUUCGGGUCCUGGAGGCCAUAAAUCAUCUUUCAAGAGCACCAAUAAGCUCGCUAGACGAGCCAGAUCCUUCAAGGACGAUUUUUUCGGUAAAAUCUCACAAAUGAGAAGUCCUGUCGGAGGUGUCGGCAUCCAAGGGGUGACCUUGCGGUCUCAAAGCCCCAAAGGAUGUCCGAAAACGGCCGAUACGGGACAAAGAUUUAUUCACAGCAAGAGGCCAGAGCAAGAACUCGAAGAUCUUGGAAAGCAGAUUCAAGUCGCUCUUAAACAUUUUAGGGACGUGGUGUCUAAACAAAAACUAGAAAUGCUUCCCGGAAACGGUACAAUAGUAUUGGACACGGUGUGGCUGAUCAACCUAGCAGUAAAAUCUUCCAGUGAAACUACAAGUACUAUAAAGUCGGCAACACUACGUAUGUAUCAAAGCGUUGCUAGGUUAAUCAAGCUUUGUGAUGACGUACUUAUUGAUGAUAAGAGUUCAGAGUUAGACAAGGAAAAUGUUAAUGAAAUUGUUCAACAAGUCGAAGAUGCUGUUAAGGAUUUAAUCACAUUAGUGCUUGACAAAGUUUCACACCAACAUGUGUCGUGUAAAACAACUCCAAGAUCAUCAUAUUGCAAUAGUUUAGAAAUGCCAGCGCAACGAAAUUCACUUCCAGACAUUCCUCUUACUCCCAGAGAAAGGGAGCAACUAGAACAAAACGCCAUAGCUAAAAACAAAGUACGAAGUAGCCAUAGCACUGAAUCUAUUCUAAGGGAAACUAGUCCUCCUCCAAAACCUCCCUUGCCAGAAAAUCUUUGUAGAUCGGAGUCAAGUAAUUUUACGACACCCCCGCCACUCCCGCCAAAAAAGAAACACCUAAAAAUGCAGCAAAUGAUAGAUGAAUGUAUGUAUGUCGAUCAUUCUCCUUCAUCUAACAGUUUUGAAAGGAUUUCUCUAAGAUCCAAAUCUCCAGAUGAUUCAAUAUCAAUAUUAUCAGAAAGUGCAGGAAGUAUAGAUUCUAUGUUAAAUCAUUCCUCGAGAGAAGAGGACGAAAUCAAGAGUAUAAUGGAUCGCGAUGAUAUGUUUUUCGAAAACCACACGUCAGAUAUUUUCGGUACGAAUGGUUCAACUUCUUGGGAAGAGUCUUCUUUAAGUUCUAGUCUAUCUAAUCAUAACGGCGAUCCUUUAACGUCUGUCAACGAUUAUCAUCGACUGUCUAAUACAGAUUCCGGUAUUGUAUCCAUUAGAUCUUCGAGUUACUCGCGGAGUUCUCAAAUGAGUUCAAAUAGCUUACAGUUCAUGCAAGUUUCCAAAUUAGGCACUUCCCAGAGUAAAACCAUCAAAGCUGAAAGCUCGGUUCAAAAAAGUACUAGAAUUCAAGAAAAACAGGUGAAAAGUACGAGGCAAACUGUAAGUAGUAAUUCGGUGCUAACAGUAAGCAACAGCAUCGGUCAAGAUAUUGUGGACUUUGCUGAUACUGAUUUACCGCCGGCGCUACCUCAAAAGACUAAGAAAAAGACUGAAAGACAUCCAUCACCUUAUGAUAACGUGCCAGAUGACAAACUUGGUGAAUUGGUCGUAACUUGCGAAAGGCAUCAGUCCCAUCAAAGUUUGUCUAGCAGUACAAGUAUUACUAGUAAUUGGGAUCAAGACGCUAAACCACCACCCUUGCCACCAAAAAAGAAACACAUUAUGGCCUACAUGGAGAUGUUUGGUAACUGUUCUCACACGAAUGAUCAAGAAUUUAUGAGACAUUCGGUACAUAUGGUGCAGUAUACUCAACCUGUAAAUUCUGGCUUACCCACAACCCAAUCAUGUACUUUUAGUCAUUCACAUUCAACUAGUCGUGCGUCUCAAGGUCAUAUACAGACGCUUAGUUUACCUCCAAGAUCUGAUGACAGGUCUCCGUCUCCCCAACAUUCGCCAAACUCACUUAUUUCCUCCUCCAACUUAAACACUGCCUCCUUACCACCGGCUUUACCUCCAAAACAACGUCGGCGUCAUUCCACGCGAUCGCCACCUCCUACCCCUACUUCUCUAUCGAUUUCGGAAUCCAAAACGCCGUCUUCAGCGAGUAAGGUCUUACCUGAUCUUCUGGAACACACAACAAAGAGCGAGAAAUCUUCUGAGAGCAGUACGCCGUCUUGUGAAGAUGAUUUGAUGGAGAUGCUUAACGUUGAUCAGUAUUUGAUUUGGAAAAAAUCUGAAGAAGAUGGACCUGAUAUCAGAGGAGGGCCUAUUGAUGCGUUAAUUAUUCAGGCAACAAAAGCUACCAAGAACGGAGUUUUUAUGUAUCAAGAAGCUUUCUUGACGACUUAUCGAACGUUCAUAUCACCCAACGAUCUAAUUACCAAACUUAUUAGGAGAUACAAUCAUUUUUACUACCAACAAGAUAAAAAACCAAGAUCUAGAGAAGCUUUUGCUUUGAUUGUUCGAGUAGUUAGCGACCUCACGACCUUAGAUCUAGAUGAAGAACUUCAACAAAAACUUAUGAGCUUCGUACAGCAACUGAUCUCGUGCGGUGAACUGACUCUGGCCAAGGCUCUAAGGGUUAAACACCUGCAACGACACGAGGCCAAGCAACAGUCCAUGAAAUACACCAACAUUGUCACCUCGCUCUCUUUACACAACAGAAAUUUCACGUUGUUGGAUUUUAAGUCGGAACAGAUCGCCGAGCAGAUGACGUUAUUGGAUGCUGAGCUUUUUAUGAAAAUUGAGAUACCUGAAGUACUGAUUUGGGCGCAAGAGCAAAAUGAGGAGAGAAGUCCAAACUUAACGAGGUUCACAGAGCAUUUUAAUAAGAUGUCUUAUUGGGCUCGAACAAAAAUUCUCACUGCAGAAGGCAAAGACGCUAGAGAAAAAUACUUCGCGAAGUUCAUCAAAAUCAUGAAGCAUUUAAGAAAAAUCAACAAUUUCAAUUCGUACCUAGCCCUGUUAUCGGCUCUAGAUUCUGCCCCAGUAAGAAGGCUGGAAUGGCAAAAACAAGUUCAGGAAGGUCUUAAGGAAUAUUGUGCUCUGAUUGACAGCUCAUCAAGUUUUAGAGCAUAUAGGAUGGCCCUAGCAGAAACCCAACCCCCUUGUAUACCUUACAUUGGUUUGGUUCUGCAAGAUUUAACAUUCGUUCAUAUUGGAAAUAGUAAUUUGUUACCAGAUUCGUCUAUAAACUUUUCCAAAAGGUGGCAGCAGUUUAACAUCGUGGAAAACAUGAAGAAAUUUAAAAAAGCGACGUACACAUUUAAAAAACAAGAAAAAAUCAUCUCGUUUUUUCAAAAUUUUGAUGAUUUCAUUGGAGAGGAUGCAAUGUGGAAAUUAUCCGAAACCAUAAAACCCCGUGGUAAAAAAACACAUCACUGAAAUCAAGACUAAAAAACAAUGCGUAACGAUUUUUUCUCAAAAAAACUUCCUUUUACAAAAAAAUUAAUAAAUGUUAGACAAUGAAUUGGGCAUCGAAAUUGAACACUAUUUAUUUUAAUAUCUGAUUAUUUUUCAAAACAAUCUGGAGAUUGUUACGUUUAAGUUUAAUUUCAAGUAAUUCAAUUUGAAAUGUCACCGACUUUUUGUCAUAAGACUGAUUGUUCUUAGUAUAAUUUCAGGAAUAAAUAAUUUGAAAUGUAAAAAGAUUACAAUAUGCAAACUCUGCAUUUUUUACAGUUCAAAGUAUAAAAAAUUCGCGAAAUAGAUUUAAUGGUAAAUUCUAGUUUUGAUGUCGAUGAUAGACGUUUGGUAGACGUUUAGAAUUAAAAAUAAAUUUCAACUACAACAGUUUUCAUCACGUCUCGUCUUUUUGAGCCUUAGAUGUCCGUUUUUUGUUAAGGAGUAGUAAUCUUUUCGUAUUUUAUGAACAUCACCUACAUUAAUCUAUUAUUGUCUUAACUUACUACUAUAGGCAUUUUUUUAUUUGGCUUAUCAUUCUUUCGUUUUUAAUUACAGGAACAAAAAGAUUCUAAAUGUGUACCAAUAACAGUUAACUCUUUAGAAGGCCUAAUUAAAAUGUAAGUUAAUCUCAUUAACUAAAAGUAAUAAUGUAGACUGCUCCUAAUGUAAUAUAUAAAUAUAUUUAGUUGCCAUAUUUUUUAGAAGGAUUUGCCACUGUCCAAUUUUUAGCCAAAGAUUCAAAUCGCUAGAUUUUAAAUGCUACAAAAACUCCAGUAUUUUGGAACAUAUUUUAAAAUAUUUAAUUCUUUUUAAAAAAGGGUAUUAGGAAAAAAUUAACGUACAUUUAGCACUUCUUUUAAAAUGCUUUAAGCAUAAAAUAAUAGGUAAAUUUUUAAGAUAACCUGUCUAUUUGACAGUUAUUGUGAGUUUUAGUGAAUCAUAUUUGAAAAAAAAAUAGAAGUCUAAUGUAUAUGUUACAAUCUGUAGGUAUUUAAAUGGCCUAAAGUAUUCUAGAAGAGCAAAAGACCACAACAUGUUUCAUUAUGCAUGCUUUGGUAACAAUGGAUUUUUAAUAGUGUGUUGGUUAAAAUAAAAGUAAAUAAAUUUUAGUAAUUUGGGGAUUGCACUUCUGAUAUCAUGAGUCAUGAUCACGGUGGAUGACAGUAUAACAUGUGCGUAAUUAUAAACAAUUCCCCCAGAUGUCAUUAGUUUAUAGUGAACUCUUUGGCUAUUAAACAGAUAGAUGUUUCGUAUUUCAAUAUCAAAAAAUAGUUUACAUUGAAAAAUUAUGUAAAUAAUUCAUUUACAUGGAAAAAUUAAUAUUAAUUGGGAAUUUAAAUUAACAAAAACUUUUUUAGUGUGUACUUGACAUCCUUCAGAAAUAAUUAAUUGUAAUAUUUUAGAAAGUUUUGUUUCAUAAAUAUUAUUAAAAGUAGGAACGUUACUAAAAUAUUUCUGGAAUAUAUAUGCAUAUUAAAUGUGAUAUUACACUGAUAAUAUAUUUUUAUUAGACUAUAAAAAGACAUUUAAAAAUAUACAAGUUUAUAUAAAUUACACAAAACAGAAACAUUAAUUCUUAAACAAAUAAAUAAAUAAUUUUUAUUAUUUCAUAAAAUAUAAAGGCAAAUUUCCACCAAUUCCUUCAAAUGCACUAACUUGAAACAAAUUAUGAGUACUUAAAAAAAGGAUUUUAAACAAAUUAUUUGAAUAAUUAGUAGUUUAAUGAAUAUUGCUUUAAAUUAGCUAUACCUAAUAAAAGAAAAUACUUAUACCUAAACAAUACAUGCUUACGUGCUUUUCUAUCAGAGCUGUAGAACUAAUAAAUAAGUCUAGGGGAGGCAUAACAAAUGAAGGAGAUAAAGUAAAUUAACCUAAUAUAACCUUACAAGCUUCAUAUGUCUGUAGAAAAGUUACCUCAAUUUCUAAAGACAUAUUCUGAUUCCCAUACAACAGCACAACGCACAAACAAAAAAAGCAAAUGGCAAAAACCGACAACAAACGCAAACUUCCAAUUACAUAACCUAUCUUCCUCUUACAUAUAAGUCUUGACCUUUUACAUCAUAGCCCGUUUUGUAACCUUUUGUUUAUCAUUUAUAACUUAUUUCAGAAACAUUUUCAUUGAAAUAUUUAACUAAAAUAUUUCAGAAACUUGUUUGGAACGUUUGAAGUAUUUCUGAAACACUUCUGAAAUAAUGUGUGCUGCAUGUAUUAAAUAGAUUUGUCUUGAUUUUGGUUGAAAAAGCUAGGAAAAAUCAGGGUUGUCAUUGUAAUUCGUAGCCUGUAUGUGGUCUAUUGUCACAAUUCACAGGCAGAAUGAUCGCUGAACCCCAUAACAGAGCCACAAUCUAGAAUGUAAAUUUUGUUUUUUGAACCAAUAAAAUAUGAAAUUAUACUAACUUUUUAAAACCUGUUUAUGUUUGGAGAGUUCAGCUGAGCAGCACUCACCACUUCGUCUGUGCACUCACUGGCCAUACCUACUGAAACAUUAAAUUUUAUGUUGGCACAUUAUAAUGUUAAAAACUAAAAUUUCAAAAAUCUAUUUUAAUUCCACUCUUCAAUUAUUUUCACUUUUUAUUUUGUUUAUUACAUGAGUAUAAAUUAACUAAAUUUUUCUAACUGUUAACCGUCAUUAUGUGUUUGCAUUUGAUCCAAUAUACGACUUUUCGCAUAUUUUUUAGAAUUAUGCAUAGGCUAGGGAAAUUUUUCAGAAAGUUGAAACAUUAGAGUAGUUGGAUAUCCUUCUUCGUUUACCUAUAACAACUGUUAUCCACCGUGGUCAUUAAUUUAGUAAGUAUUGUCAAUUCAAUUAUUCCUGACCUGUAUAGUUCCAGGUACUUUGACCUCAUAAACACAUCUAACCUAUUCCUUAAAAAAAUAUACAAAUAUUUCUUAUUAGUAAUAACAGUAACAUUAUUUAAAACUGUAAGGACAAUAAUAUAUUAAAGAGAAAGUAGAAAAUUGCAAAGUUAAAACUGUGAAAUUUAGAGAUUUGUAGAUAAAUUUCAUAUCUAACUGAUUUCAAAAGGUUUAGUUUUAGAGUAGUUGAUUUAGCAAAAAUAUGAUGAUUGAAAGCUUUCUCGGAGUUUCAGUUAAUUCUGUCGAUAUGGCUAGUGCUAAUAUUUUUUUGAAUCGAGUAAUGAUACAAAAAACAAUUAGUGGAACUAGAUAGUUCCGGGACAUAUUUUCUGGAACUAGUUCCUUCAAAAAACGGAAGAGUUCGGUCUUUGGAGUAAGUAGCCUUAAAGUACCUAUGUUACUAUCGAGAAACAUUUCAUUUCGAAGAAGUCUAUCAUUAGGAAAAUAAACAAAUUGUCUUUCUAUAUAUCUGAGUUUCGUGGAUUCGUUAGAUUGGGAAAACUACCAAAUUUGUGAGAUUCUAGAUGAAGAAACUAGUAAAGAAUAUUUUCUAAAUGACAAUUUGUUUUUGGUUAUUCCAAGUCAGUAUGGUAAAAUAGGGGUCCGAAUUUGGUUCUUAACCUAUUGUCAGUGGACAUUUCUAUCUAAAUAUGUACAUUAAGACUUAUUUGCCACUUGAGGCGACUUCUGACAAAUAACGUAUAUUUAAUAGAUACAAACCAACAUUUUCGACCAAUAAUUCUAAUACGUUAACAUCUAUAAGCUAAAUCAUGUUGUUGUCUUUUGUUCGAUAUUCUAUUUGCAAGCAUUUAAAUUUACAAAAUUUAGAUUCCACGCAAUAAAGUUUACACAUAUUUAAAUUAUCUACGGUUUAAAUAUUUUUUUAGCAUUUUACUGUUUUACGAGUGGUCCAAAUCAAUAGUAGAAACUGGUUCUCCAAAUAUUGUAAAUUUAAAUGUUAAAGAUAAGUAUUAAACCAGUGUUAGGUAAUGUAAUUUCGGCUAAAAUAUCAGUUUUUAUUCAGUAGUAGUUAGAUAUAGAUUAAUUUGAUUCUCGAUUGUAAAAAUUAAGAGUUUAAGUGAACUUUAAACCUUGAUAAAAGUGGUAUAUAAUUGAUAUACCUACAUAGGAUUUGUUUCAACAACCAUCACAAAAAAAAUGAGCGUCUGGAUUCUGCACAGUAGAUUGUUAUUUGCUAUAAAGCUAGCGCUACAUUAGGAAGGAGUUCAGCCGCCGAAAAUGAACUGCUGAUCUUUUGGUGAUAAAUUCAAUUGCCCGUAAAAAAAAUAGAAAAAUAAAUUUGUAUCUGCACCAGACGUUCUGCUGCUGAAGAUCGGUGGCUCAACUUCUGCCUAAUAAAGGCGCACAAUUCUGAGCCGGUGUUGGAACAAACCCUUUUGAUGACGCAGAAAAUGAUAACCAAACCCUUAUAUUUUCGACUUCAGCUUGAAUUUUGGGUUCUGACUAAAAUUUAAAAUUUCACCUUUGUACAUAAUAUAUUCUAAUAAUUAAAGAAUAAUAAUUGAUAGUUUAGACAAAAUUCGAGGUUUUUAACAGAUUAUAGAGUGUAGAACUAUUAUUUAUUAGAUAAUAUGGUGGAAGAACAAAUAUGGUACAUAUUGUCGUUCUUUAUAAAGAAAUCCGAAUCGCACAAUAGCUAUACAUAACCUAUAAGUCAAUUACUCAAAGUUGUUUUAUUCUUAUGAAAAAUGUUAUAAUCAGCCGUUAGUUUACUUUGAAUAAUAUGCUUCAAAAGUUUCUUUUCCAUUAGACUUUGAUAUUUAUCAAAUUUGAUAUCACACAAAUCGACUACUGUAGACACAGAGCCAUCGUGCUUUUCAAAGUCAAACAGGAAAAGACAGGCGCGUUUUUUGUAAAAGUUUUUGUGAGAUAUGUGUAAAUGUUAUUUUCGAUUAUUUAUCCUCUAAACUAAGUAUUAAAUGUGUGACAGAAAAGUUAUUUAAAUACAUAUCAGACAACCUAAAAUCACUUCAUAAUACUUAGUUCCCUGCUGAUUAUAAAUAAAUAAAUAAAUGGAUUUUUAAUUUUAAUAUCAAUGUAUGUAUCUAAUUUAUCUGGUACCUACUGUUUAAAUAUAAUUUUUGUUUUUUACAUAAACUGCAAAUUUAAAGGAUCAUUGAAAAUAACAAAAAUAAUCGAAGCUUCAACUACUUUAAAAAUAUUGUUGUAGUAGUUAAUGAAGUCCAGUUCACGAUUCAACUGUAUAAUACAGUAAUAUUAAACAAAUGAAUUGUUUAUGUCUAAUUUUCCUCUCAUCUAUACAAAAUUGUAAAUGAGUCAGAAAAACAUAAAUUGAAUUGUGUGACUUGCGCACAUUCUAUUUAACUAACUAAAUCUGUUUUAGGGUGCCUGUAAUUUAACCUUAUUUAAACAGUCAUUAAUUCUGAUUAUUUUCUGAGAAAAUUUGCACAUUUCUGUAAUAUCUGUGAUGUUAUUUUAGUUUUUACUAUUUAUUCGAUGCAUUUUGUAUAUAUCAAAUUAUAAUUUUUAUUACUUUUACAUCAAUUUGUUAAUACAGUGUGAAAUUAUUUAUACAAAACACUUAAGUUUUUUAAUAUGUAAUGUGCCAUUUAUGCUAAAACUACAUCUUUCCAUUUAACAGAGUUAUCAAUAAAAUGUUAAAUGUCAGCUGUCAACUGCCAUAUGUCAGCUGUCAACUCCCGGUGAGAAUCCAAUUCUUAAAUUUCAUUACCAAUUUUAGUAGUAAUUUUAUGAUUUCCGAAAUAUUUUAUAGUAUUAAUUUCUUAUAAAUGCGCAUGAAAGUAUUAUUUAUGUAUUUGAUGAUUUGUACAUAUUUCUGUAUAUUUAUUUGUAUAUUAUUUUUGUUUUUUUCUCAAACAUUUAUGCUUUUUACCAUAAUAUAUUAAAUAUUUGUUAGUGUGAUACCCUAUUCCUAAGUACCUAAAUACAGUGUGUGAUAA